AUGAUGAAAAGAAAGCAACUGUGGGAUUAUUCAUUUCACCUUCUCUGGAUGAUGGAUGGAGAGGUAUUCACUGCCACUUUUGUGCCAUUUAGGAACAUGAUACCAAAUUCCAGCAUGACCCUGGAACAGAAAACAACAUUUGCCUUUGUGAUUUUAUUAUUUAUUUUCUUGGGAAUCCUGAUUGCUCGCUGCUUCCGAAUUCUCCUCAACCCCUACAGGAGUAUACCAACUUCAACCUGGGCUGAGGGACUUGAUGGACUGGAGAAAGGCCAGUUUGACUAUGCUCUUGCUUAGAGACUUAGAAGUAUGUAGGCUUAUUUAUCACUCUGAUAAAGAAAGAAAAAUCCAGGAAUGUCUCUAUUUUGUUUCUGGCUUGCAUUUUUUAAAUAUUGCAGGAGUUGCAACAUACA
Strigops habroptila (Kakapo) is the source of this 410-nucleotide messenger RNA. It is a transcript of the gene CTXN3, whose product is annotated as cortexin 3. Bases 1 to 294 code for a protein of 97 amino acids. The transcript has a single exon. The record is from RefSeq and is a predicted model, not a curated record. Lineage: Eukaryota; Metazoa; Chordata; Aves; Psittaciformes; Psittacidae.